This is a messenger RNA of Notechis scutatus (mainland tiger snake), 777 nucleotides long. RefSeq names its product transmembrane protein 233 (gene TMEM233). NCBI's taxonomy places the organism in Eukaryota, Metazoa, Chordata, Lepidosauria, Squamata, Elapidae. Gene Ontology annotation, cellular component: membrane. The record is from RefSeq and is a predicted model, not a curated record.
CAGCGCGGAGCUCCAGGCGCGCCUUGGCACAGACCGGCGGGCGCGUCUUCGCUCCGGGAUAGAAACCUGAGCGGUUGUCCGGAGCGAACUGGUCUCCGCUGGGGUUUAUUUUUUAUUUUUUGACCAGCAGCAACGCCGUCGUUCCCGAGGCGAAGGCAGAGGAAGGAGCCCGGACUGAGCCAGUUCCCUCGCUUCUUCUUCUUCUCCUCCUCCUCCCGCCUGCCUUGCGCUCUCUCCGCCGUCCAACUUUCGCCUCUUCUCCGUCUUCCCCACAAUCCCCCCAUGGCGGGCUCGUCGCCUCCCCCGGCUUACUCGGACCUCAAGCGGGGCUUGGAGAAGAGCGGCAGCGGCGCCGAGCUCCAGCUGAACGGCGCCGAGGAGAUCCCGGGCCCCGAGGAGGAAGAGGAGCAGCGCCCCCCGCCCAAAAACUAUUUGUGGCUGAGCAUUCUGUCCUGCUUCUGCCCCGCGUACCCCGUCAACAUCGCCGCCUUCGUUUUUUCGGUCAUGGCGCUAAAUAGCUACAAUCAAGGAGACAUCGAAGGGUCGAGGCGGCUGGGCCACACGGCUUUGCUGGUUGCCAUCGCGUCCAUCCUCAUCGGCCUCCUGAUGAUCGCGAUCCUCUGUAUUGUCCACUAUACUACGCACACCAUCUGAAUUCAGAGACGCGGGAUGUGAACGCUUCCCAUUCUUCAAACCCGUGACACGGGGUUCUGUCCCACGAAGAAAUGAAACCCACGGAUGCUCAACAAACCAGAUCCGGUUUGUUCGUUUUUUUUU